Molecule: messenger RNA, 433 nt
Organism: Acanthochromis polyacanthus (spiny chromis)
Lineage: Eukaryota; Metazoa; Chordata; Actinopteri; Pomacentridae
Gene: atp5mj
Product: ATP synthase membrane subunit j
Exons: 4
Coding region: 145-303 (52 amino acids)
Cellular component (GO): mitochondrion
Source: RefSeq, a predicted model, not a curated record
GUUUAGCUCCAUUUGGUGGCGCUACAUACCAAACCAUAAAUGAGGAUCUACACAGUAGAGAGUAGAAGAAGCUUCCCCCACGACUUUGACAUCAAGCAGAAGCGUCUGUCUUGACCUUCCCACAGCAGCUUGACAAACUAAAAGAUGGCUGGACGCAUGUUUGCCAAUUGGUGGGCUACGGUGGGCCCUUACUACACUAAGGCAUACCAAGAAAUGUGGGUGGGAGUUGGCAUCAUGACAUACUUGUACUACAAAAUUUCCUAUGGGGGCAAGAAAGCUGUGAAAGCCAAACCAGCUCAUUGAGUUUUCCACCAUGCAGACCACCCCUCCACCUGUUGAGAAAUUAUUACCCCAUGCCCCCAAUCCAGGAUUCCAGCUUCAUAUUUGAAUUUUUGUUAAUAUGAAACAAAUAAAGUUGUUUUCCUAAACUUCA